CCAAAGUGAGGUAUGGAUAUGAAUGGAGGAACAUGUAUGACCACACAAAGUUAUGAACCAGAAUUAAAGGAAAAAUAUGGAAACCCCGAACCUCCUUCCUCUGGUGUUCUAUUAACCACGCAGGUGUUUAAUCCGUUUGAUCCAAAUUUUAAGUACAACCGGAGGGGUUCAAGAGAAAAAGAACAUGCUGAAAAUGAUUCAUUACCUAACGAUAUGCAAGACUUACUCGUCUCGUCAGCUAUUAAAGAUGCAAGCCAUUUCGAAUGCUUGAACGGUAAAGAGGUUGAAGAGAUUAAGAAGAAGAUCAAGGUAAUGCGAGGAAAUUUGGAUAUAUCAGUAAAAAAACUCGCAGUGGAAGCAAAGAUUCGUGAAGCUGCCAAAAAUUUGAUGCUUGCGCAAACCAAGGAGAAAAAAGGUAAACAUAAACAAAGUACCAUCGAGCAUUACGAACAGUGUUCUAGAAAGGUACGAGAACUCUCAUCAAAAAUAUGGGUAAUUGAGCGAAAGCUAUCAGAGCUUUAUUUUUUUUUGCUUAAGCAUAUGGUUGCUGUUUGCAUUCGUGAAAUCAAGAAACAGCCGAAAAACGGUGAACAACCAAACGCUUCAAAUGCGGUAUCCGAGAAACGUGAGGAUGAUGAUAAAAAACUAGAGGAAGAAGAGGAAGAAGUAAUGAAUCAUGAAGAAAUACAACAACUUGUGGAACGUAUGGAAUGGAUGCUCGAGACGGUGCAUUCCAUGGGUUCAUUUGUGCACGAACCUUCCGUAGUGAAUGUCGUUGACAUGACUAGUGGAGAGAAAUUAUUAGAACAAGUUAGACAUCUUGAAAUUCUACUAAAAGGAAUGCGCGAAAAAAAAAUUGAGGAGGAAGCCGAUGCGAAAGAUAUUGCUCCUCGUUCUAUACUGAGUUUUUGGAAAGCAUUGAGCCGUUUGUUCCAACAGGAGAUUGAACAAAAGGACUUGCAAAUAGACCCCUAUGAUUUAGAACACGUGCAAAUGCAUUUGAAACCCAGCUUUGACGUUGAGUCUUUUGCUGUCUUGCUGAAUUGUUUGUUUACCAAAUAUCAAAGAGUUAAGCAACUUCAUAGUACUAACCAAGAACUUUUGGAUAUUACUAAACAAGACAACAUUAAAAAAAUUAAUGAACUUGGAAAAGUUGUUGAUGCUCAAAAUGAGCAGGUUCAGUUUCUUCAGACAGAACUCCGAAAAGUUGGACAUACUACCGAGGAUGUUUCAAACUCGAAUGUUGUUCCUGGGUCUGUUCCUGAAUCCAACGGGUCCAACAAUCUAUUGAGGGAUGAGGAGAAGCAAACUUCGUCCUUUGAGGUCAUCCAAAACCUCCAUUCCCAAUGCUCAUUACUGUAUGGCGAGAAAUAUGAAUUACAACAGAACACAUUAUUACUUGAGUCCAGAAUAGCCGAGCUAGAAAACGAAAAGAAAACGAACAAGCUUCUGGAGAAAGAUCUCCUUGCUCAAAUUUCCCAGCUACGGUUAGACUAUGAGCAGCAGAAAGAGUCUAAUGAGUUCACAAAGAAGUUAGUAAAUAGUCUACGUGAUGAACGAACCGCCAUGCAAGCAGAACUUAGUGUUGUUAAAGCAAUGAAUUCUCAAGCAGGAACAUCCACGGAGCCUUUUGAAGGGGAAACACAAAAACAUUUGGAUGUUUUAAGAAGAGAAAACGAGCUGUUACAUUCUCGUAUAAAUACUUUGGAGUUAGAGAAAGAACAGCAUGAGCGAAACCGGGAUACUGUAAAUGAUCUUACUCUCAGACAACUUCAGGUAGAAGAAAUGUUCGCAAACUUGGAUUCUGAUAAGAAGAUGGACCUUGGACUUUUUGACUUUCGAGCUGAACAGAACGGAGCUGAGAAGGCAAAUAAAGUUGAUGAGGUAGAUACUGGAUUUGUUUCAGUAUCUGAAUCACCUAAUAAAGAAGGGAUGAAUGAAAAUGAUUCUCCGCAUCCUUUAAAUGGGGAAACGGAAAAUCGAGCAUCUAUAAAUCAACAACUGCCAAAUGACAAAAUCGAUCAUGAAGAAGAAAUUGAUGCUCUACCUGCUUCAGAAAAUCACCUAGAAUCAAACGCUGCAACCAACACAGAAUAAGUUUCAUCCACGGAAGAUAACUUAAACCACUUUUUUGUCGUAUUAUACAUUGCGAGUCUUUCUAAGCUUUUUUUUUUUUUUUGAACUUAUUUCUUUAUGUUUAGGAAGUCCUUUAAAAGUCAGUCAGUUGCAAACAAGCAUUCCUUUGGUCAAUGUGCAUCAGCAAAUAUGCUUUGCACAAAAAUACUCAUCUGAAAAGACUGAUUGAUUAUUUUCUUUUAUUUUUUUUCCUCAUCUCAUCUCAUUUCAUUCAUUUUCUUUUUCUUGGCAACUGCAAUGAUCAAACACUCAUUCUCAUUUAGCAUUUAAUACACUUUACGCUCUUUUUAAUUUUGAUUCUUUGCAUUCAAUAUUCCAUGGUAGUAAAAACUAUGUGAAUAUUUAAAUAAAAUUCUUUUGCAUAAUUCAAUCUUCCUUUUCUUUUUAUUUAGAAAACAUAGAAGAAAAGUCUUGAUUCUACUGCAGUACCAGACGAAAAUACUUGCUUAUUAUAUAACAUUGUGGUCUUUUUGAUAAUGUUAAAAGAUUUAUUUCAGCAUUCUUUAUGUAUAUACUACUAAUAGUAUUUUUUUCUUUCCUUUUUUUUUUCCUGUUCAAUUAAGCCUAACAUUAAAGCAAUGGGAAAUACAAAAAAAGAUUAGCUUUCUGUAGUUUUUUCUGCCAAAAACAAUCAGUUGAUACUUAAAUUCCUUCUUUCUGAAAUUGGACAAAGAAUGAUGGGUAUGGAAUUACUCCGACUUGGAAGCGUUAGAUGCAAUCUUCUCACGACGGGAGCUUUCUGCUAAAAUUCGAUCAUAAAUGGAACGUUGUUGCAUUAAUUUUGGAGACCAGUCAGAACCUUUGUAACCCAACUGAGGAAUAUCCUCGUUACGAAUGACCGAACCGAUGGACAUGAAGAAACCAAAAGUAGCGGCAGAAGUAAGCAUAUACUGACCUAAGGUUCUUAAAAAGCCGCGAGGACCAGGUCCAUAUCGCAAUACGGCCAUGCCACCGAAAAGGAAACCAAUACCAAGUCCAGCAGCCGAUCCCAUUAUAGCUCCCAUCUUAACUACAAGACUCCAUUAGAAAAUACUCAUUAUAUAUUUGACUUACGCUUAUCGGUAGUAGAAGGUUGAACAGCUUGCAUUUUUGUAAUUUAGUAUCGGGUGGUACCUUUUUUGAGAUAUGGCGGUUUCCUUGUUUCAGGCGAAGGGUUGGUAAGUAACCCUCGAGAAAGCAUGGUGAAUAGUAAAUCUAAUUUAGACUACAAAAGCUGUAAAAUGAGUAUUCUAUUCUUGACGAUAUAUAUAUAUAUUACUUUAUUUUAUAACACAGGAUCUAUGAAUGUUCUGGCUAAAUACAAUGGAUUUUAUGCUUUUCCCACUCGAACUUCAAUAGUCGGCUAGCCCGUUUUAUUAUAAAUUUACUGUUAUGAUGUUAUUUGCAAAAGUGAAGAAAAUUAUUCAAACUUACAAUUCGAACAGUUUAUUUUCCUAACAACCUAUGAGAGAAGGGAAUUUGAUUUUGUAUACCAAAAUCGAACAUGAAUAAACAAGGGAAUCAAUAAUCAAAAGAUUGGUAUAAAGAAAGUGAGAUAUUAACGUGGUCUUUUAUAUGUUUCAUGAGUGAAUUCUUUCAUGUUAAACUCAAGGAAGAAGGAAUGUUGUAACCUUCAAUCUUACGAAAUUACUCCUUACAAAUAGCCCUCAUCGGACAACUUGGAAAGAACGGUAAAAGUGACUUCAGAGACACUUUCAUCGUGGCCAACGUUGACUUGAACCCAGUUGGCUGGAAUUUGGAUGGACUUGUCAGCCUCGGCCAAAGAAACAACUACAGCGGCACCGGCACGUUGAAGUUCUUGGGCAAAAGAAAAAGUAGUAGCGUCUAAACGGGGAAUAGAGCUUACGUGGCGACGACCAUCUUCAUUGAGUGCAGAAACCAAAGCACUAGGGACGAGCUUAUCUGCGGUAGCAGGGACGGCCAAAACGAAACCUUGGGCAAACUUUGGGGGAUAAGAUUGACGCAAAAUCGAUACGACUUGAGGAUAAGAGAACCACUCAGGAAUGUGAGCACCUGUAAGAAGACGACGACGAAGUUCGGUACCGCUAAUGUUGAGAGUACGAGUACCGGCUUCAACUUGGUCAACAGGCUUGUAAAUAUCCUCCUCAGGCAAGUAGGUCAUCAUUUGGAAAGGAACAAUACUAAUUCCAAUUUCAUGGGAGUAUUGCUCAACCAAGUAUUGAGCGUCAUAGGGGCCAUAAAAGUCUUGGCCUUGGCUGUUCUUUCCAGGACCAGCAUGAUCACGGCCAAUAAUGAAAUGACUAGCACCAUAGUUUUUACGAAUGAUGGCAUGCCAUAAGGCCUCACGAGGACCAGCCAUACGCAUAGCCAAGGGAAGAAGGGAAAGCUUAGCAGAUCCCUUGGGAUAACGUUGGAGAAUGGCUUCAUAAACGCGAACACGGGUAAAGUGAUCAAUGUCACCUGGCUUGGUCAUACCCACAACAGGAUGAAUCAACACACGGGCAGAGUGUUGCUUAGCAGCACGUACUGUAAGUUCACGGUGGGCACGGUGCAUAGGGUUACGAGUUUGGAAGGCAACGACACGCUUCCAGUUGUUACGCUCAAACUCAGAACGGAGUUCUGAAGGCGUAUAACGGUAGGCAACAAAGUCAAAGUGGCGGAUGGGGUUAACGGCUUGAAGCUUACCACCAAGGUAAACAUCACCUGCAGUACCGAAUAAGUAUUCUACAGCAGGGUGGGCACGGUCAUUAGCUCCGAAAACCUUUUCAGCCUCAACAACCUUGUCAGGCACGUACUUGUCGUCAACGGUGAGAAUGGCCAAGAUUGUCUGUUCGUCUCUAGGAUCCAAAAGAGAGACGCGGUCUGAGGUCUUGAUGGAUUCGGCUACCUUUUCACUAACAUCCAAGGUAACGGGAAUGGGGAAUACGGCACCAGACUUCAAGCGCAAGUUAUGAACGACACUUUGGUAAUCCUCUUGAGUCAUAAAUCCCUCCAAAGGACUGAAGCCGCCAUUUAAAAUUAGUUCAAGAUCACAGAAUUGACGUUCCGACAACACGAUCUUUGGCAAAGAUGCUGCUUCUUUGUUGAGUUGUUCGCGUAGAGGAGCGUCUCUAGCAAAGAGAUCCUUCAUAACAACUUGACUCAUGGUAAUGCUGGUUUCUUUUCAAAAGUGGUAUAGACAAAAAAGUAAUUCGUAUCUUUGCAGGCUAUGCUCCAGUGGAAGGAAUUUUACUAUUGCAAAGAGGAGGUUAAAGGAAACCAAUUCUCAAAAAUAGCUAACCGCUGAAAUUAAAUCUUUUCCCUACCCAUUGAAAUCUGUCGGAAUACGAUUAGCUCAUUUUGCAAAUGAAUAGUCACAAUGUCGUGAUUUCUCUUAAUUUCGCUUUACGGAAUCUUAUUCUAACUUUAUUUCCAUGAAGCGACAAUUCUUAUAUUUUACUAAGAGUAACGUUUCCUUGAAAAAUUAACUAUUGCUUUCUAUUAAUGUUUCGUUUUACUUUUUUUCAUUGAAUUCAUUUCGAAUUCCUUCCAAAGUCUUCUUCAACCCGACUUUUGGUGAACGGACGAUUCUUUGGAGCAAGAGUCUCAUCUGAUAAGAGUGUAAGCUGUUUUUUAUCUUUCUUAACUUCGAUACAUUAUUGAAUAUAUAAAAAAAUAAUCAAAGGAUUCUGUUGAGAAUGAAUCUCGUUUCAUUUUCUUUUAAGAUUCUAUCUCGUAACCCACGAGUAGGCCUGCAAUGUAAUUCUUUAAAUAUCUUCUUCCGAUAAGUACUACUACCUACGACCGAAGAAUUCGCCUUUAAUCAUUCCUUUUAAAUAUAAGCAUACACUUUUAAUAAUAGCAUAUGCGUAUAUAUAUUUAAUGGUAUGCGUUGGAACACUUUAUAUAAGCACCUAAUGCUUAUAGUAAUAUAUAUACGAAUAUAGACAUGCAUGUAAAACGAGCUUUAAUUUACGUAGGUUUGUUGCUCACUAAACAAGUCAACGAGGCGAAAUAAUGAUUCAACAUUAUUGUGGCACUAGGUUCGAAUCGUAUUAAACGCAUCCUAUUCUCUUAUGCAAUUGACAUCGCAAAGUUGCAACUUUUUUUUUUCUGUCUUUACCCACUUUCCCCAUUAUCUUCC
Molecule: messenger RNA, 6220 nt
Organism: Schizosaccharomyces octosporus yFS286
Lineage: Eukaryota; Fungi; Ascomycota; Schizosaccharomycetes; Schizosaccharomycetales; Schizosaccharomycetaceae
Exons: 1
Coding region: 13-2097 (694 amino acids)
Source: RefSeq, a predicted model, not a curated record